Messenger RNA from Suillus paluster, 2013 nucleotides. RefSeq lists its product as uncharacterized. The transcript has 10 exons. Lineage: Eukaryota; Fungi; Basidiomycota; Agaricomycetes; Boletales; Suillaceae. The record is from RefSeq and is a predicted model, not a curated record. Bases 1 to 2013 code for a protein of 670 amino acids.
AUGCCUGGACCUCGAAUCUUUGACCACAUUAACAUCACAUUGACAUAUGAGACAAUGAUGGUUGUUGCACUGACUUACUCCGAGUUGUUCUCGCCGGUGCCUCAAUCGCAUCUUUCUUCCUCCGGAAGCUCUUCGGGGCUGGCAGUGGAACUUCAUGUUCAACAUCGCCAGGGUCCUCAGCCUCACUCUCGGAUUCGGUUGAUGAAUCCCGAGGUCUCCGGAUCAUCACCCUCUUACGCUUCAGAUGAGGAGGUGAUUUCUCAGAUGCAACGCUGGAAAUACACCCAGUCAUUUGUGAUGGACGGAAAUUUCAAAGCCGAACACCUGCAUCCCAUCAAGCCAUAUGAUGAAGUAUGGCUCUCCGAUGGGUUGGGGUUUAUGGUGGGAAAGGAAAGGUAUCAAAAGCAUCUUGAAGAGGCUGCUGACACUGUGGAAAAAUCGAGCUGCAACAAUCAUCGGGCUGUCAAUCAAGCAAAUGCAGCUCGGCACAAGCUGGAGUCCACCGGCAUCGGGGGAAUUUCCAGAAAGGCGAAAGGCAAGCCGGACAUGCCAUUCAACAUUCCUGAGUUGACCGUGCAUCAUUUGCAGACAAAUGAACAUGGACUACGCACUUUACAUCAGGAUAGCUGCUAUGUCAGAUAUGCGUCAAAUUUCAUUGAAGGCAUUGGUUGCAUUGAUGGAGAGAUCAUGGAGACCCUAUGGGCACGUCUCAACCUGAUUUCUCCUGCUGCUCGGGGAAUGUCUUCCCCGCAUUGGAAGGAAUGUCUUGAUUUCCAGAUGAAUGAUUCCAACUUUUGCAAGAUGAUCCGCAUGAAGAGGACCCUUUGCUGGAAAUACAAGCAGGUGAAGACUGGCAUUGCUGAAAGUGGAAAGGCUUUCGACAGACUCAACAAAGCCGCACCGGCCAACUUAAAGACAGACUGGUUAGCAAGUGAGAGGAUCGCUCAGUCCAACAGAAUACAAGAUCCAGCUGCGAUGGAUAUAUAUGAGAUUAAUAUCAAGAAGGCACCGAGCAAAAAGGAGAUAGAGCUUAGACUGCUGCAGGAGGGUAAUGCCCGUCAUGCAGCACCCUCUCGCAGAUCUGUGGCAACAUGGAUAUCAAUGGGCCUGGCAAUUGAAGAGGCUCAAAUUGCAUUGCACAUCGAGACUGCUCUGACGCAUCUGGGAGAGGGAUUUGAUGCAGAUGACGACCCUGACGAUUUGAAUAUAGACAUUCUCAAUGAUCUCGAUGAUGACCUGGAGGAUUUCAUCAGGAAGUCCGAUACAUGGACAAACUCCCCCGAGCUCACUGUCAUCCCAUUGCCAUCAAACCUUGGGGUAGAUCGAUCCAAACGUUGUAUGGCAGAGGAUCUGAUUCCGCUGGAGUUGUCGCUUCGUGAAGGACAGGCCAAUGAUGCCCUUCAUAACCUCCGAAUUCACUUGUGCAACAAGGCAAUACUCUUCCGAACAACAGUCAGGCAAGCCAAAUCUCAAGCAUUGAAAACCCGAGCUUGGUCCCAGGUGACAUCAGUGCAGCAGGCGGUGUCCCUCCAUGCCAGCAUAUAUACCAAGACAAGGAAGCAAAUGAUGAAACUUGAGCCAGGCCAAGACCAGCUGGAAAAAUAUAAACCCCUGCUUCAGGAGCAGCUCAAAAUCAGCACGGCCGUCGGCGAUCCUAAUGCCCGAGGUCAGCGAAAUGAGUCUCUCGCUUGGUUCUGGUCUAUCGAAGUAGAUUUGGGGGGUCCGGAUCACUCGUGGAAUGAGGAAUUUUACCGAGUUCAUUGGCUUCAGGCAAAGGCACUACGGGAUCGAUGGAAGGAAGAACUGAUAUUGGUGGAAUUGGAGAUGGAUUGGAUGUGUAAUUUCUUCUUGUGGAAAUCAACGCAAUGGGGCGACCGGAUGAGGGAAUCAUUGGUGAAACACCUUCCGGGUCAUGCUUGCUACUCCAGAAGGCAAUCCCAAAUGUAUUCAUUACUGGUGCAGGAUGCUCAGGCAGCGUUUCAAGACCUGCAGAGCAUGUUAAUAGAUGCCUGA